AUGGAUCUUGAAGCACUAGACAUGGAUCUCGAAGCAGACAUGGACCUCGAAGCACUAGACAUGGAUCUCGAAGCAGACAUGGACCUCGAAGCACCAGCCAUGGAUCUCGAAGCACUCCAAAAACCCAUAAGCAAUCAAACUGAUGUGGCCAUGAAGAUAACAAAACAACUCGUUGAAUCUGAAUUCAAGAACAAGAACAUGGUCUACUCCCAAUGGCAGGCGGACCCACGUUUGAACUUCACAAACGGUCUCUGGGUUGAUGAGUCUACUCCUCUUGAGGAAUCAUACAAAAAAGUUGCGUUGGAUUCAUACAAGGCGGCUCUGAACGAGAUUCUUCCUCCUGGCUCAGUCCACACUGUGACGGGUCUCAUAUAUGCAAAUGCCUUGUACUUCAAGGCAACUUGGAACGACGAUUACUUCCAUAAACCACCAAAGUCGAAAGACCUUAAGUUUUAUCUUCUGAAUGGAGACUCAGUGAAGGGAGUGCCUUACAUGACUAGUCGUCAUGAACACUAUAUCGCUGUCUUUGACGACUAUAAAGUCUUGAGUCUUCGUUACAGGAAAUGUGCUCUGGAGGACUUUGACAAUGGCACAUAUAAAUUCGACCCUCGAUCUUUCUCUAUGUUGUGGCUACUUCCUGAUGCAAGAGAUGGGCUGCCAGCUCUGGCUGAGAGAGUUUGUUCCAAGCCCGGGUUCUUUGACCGCCAUCUUAACUGUGAGAGUUUUACGAGUGUUAAGGUGAAGAAAUUCUUGAUUCCUAAAUUUAAGAUUUCGUCCCGGUUUGAAGCCGCGGGUGUUCUGCAGAAACUAGGGCUGGGGGGUGCUUGUGAUUCAAUGGUGAUAUUUCACGAAUCUGUAAUAGAGGUUGAUGAAAAUGGCACCACAGCGGCAGCAGCUACUUGUGCGCAAGAGGAAGAGAGCAUGGGUUCGCCCACUAAGCCUAAAGUGAUAAAAGAGUUUUUGGCUGAUCACCCCUUCAUGUUUCUCGUAAGGGAAAACUGCACGGGAACGGUUUUGUUCAUUGGGCAGGUACUCAAUCCUAUUGCAGGCUGA
This is a messenger RNA of Fragaria vesca subsp. vesca, 1053 nucleotides long. RefSeq names its product serpin-ZX-like. The coding region runs from base 1 to 1053 and encodes 350 amino acids. Lineage: Eukaryota; Viridiplantae; Streptophyta; Magnoliopsida; Rosales; Rosaceae. The record is from RefSeq and is a predicted model, not a curated record. Gene Ontology annotation, molecular function: serine-type endopeptidase inhibitor activity. The transcript is spliced from 2 exons.